Molecule: messenger RNA, 1545 nt
Organism: Cynara cardunculus var. scolymus (artichoke)
Lineage: Eukaryota; Viridiplantae; Streptophyta; Magnoliopsida; Asterales; Asteraceae
Product: protein trichome birefringence-like 19
Exons: 2
Coding region: 50-1381 (443 amino acids)
Cellular component (GO): Golgi apparatus
Molecular function (GO): O-acetyltransferase activity
Source: RefSeq, a predicted model, not a curated record
CUCUCUCUUUCUCCAUCUCUCCCAUCUCUCUCUCUCCCUUUCUCCCUCGAUGAAGGUGACAGCGGCUGAGCUGCCAUAUGGGAAGAACAACAACAACAACCACCAGCAAACCACCCUUCUUCGAAGCUCCUCCAAAACCCUAAUCCUCGUAACCCUAACUCUCAUCAUCCUCACCGUCGUUCCUCUCUACUACCCUCUUCACAAAUUCCCAACCACCACCGGYCAYGCCUCCGCCGGCGACACCAUUGCUCCGGUGUACCACCCACAAGAUGAAGUCAUCACCAUCAAUGACAACCACCACAAAUGCGAUGUCUUUUCCGGCGAAUGGAUCCGAAAUCCAGAUGCUCCGUAUUAUGAUAACAUGACAUGUUGGGCUAUCCAUGAACACCAAAACUGCCAGAAAUAUGGACGACCCGACUCCGAUUUCAUGAAGUGGAGAUGGAAACCCGAUGGGUGUGAUUUACCCAUUUUCAACCCGUAUCAGUUCUUGGAGAUUGUGAGAGACAAGUCUCUGGCUUUUGUGGGUGAUUCCGUGGGUAGAAACCAAAUGCAGUCCUUGAUUUGCAUGUUAUCCAGGGUGGAAUAUCCGAUYGAUAGAUCGAUAACGAAAGACGAGAACUUCAAACGUUGGUAUUACGUCUCCUACAACUUCACUCUUGCCACAUUUUGGUCMCCCUUUUUAGUCAAAGCCCAAGAGGCCGAAUCCGACGGCCCGAUCCCUACGCGCCUCUUCAACCUAUACCUAGACGAAUUCGACGAGAAAUGGAYGACCCAGAUCGACGAAUUCGAUCACUUAAUCAUCAACGCAGGCCACUGGUUCUGGCGGCCUGCGUUGUACUACGUCAACCGACAGGUAGUCGGUUGCAGCAACCGUCAACUAGACAACAUCACAGACUACCCCAUGACGUUUGGAUAUAGAAAAGCCAUACGAACCGCGUUCAAGGCGAUCAAUAGCCGAGAAAAGUUCAAGGGUGUGGCGAUUUUACGUACGUUCGCCCCGAUGCAUUUCGAGGGCGGGGCGUGGAACGGGGGCGGAGAUUGUGUGAGAAAGAUGCCAUUUAAGAGCAAUGAGAUAACACUAGAAGGUGUUAACUUGGAGUUAUAUAUGACACAAAUGGAGGAAUAUAGGAAGGCAGAGAAGAUUGGGAAGAAAAGGGGUUUGAAAUAUAGGCUUUUGGAUACAACACAGGCCAUGUUAUUGAGGCCAGAUGGUCAUCCAAGUAGAUAUGGGCAUUGGCCCAAUGAAAAUGUGACACUGUAUAAUGAUUGUGUGCAUUGGUGCUUACCUGGGCCCAUUGACACGUGGAGUGAUUUCCUGCUUCACAUGUUGAAGAUGGAGGGUCUGAGAUCAGCUGAAGAGAAAUCACAUUCAAGAGGUUAAAAAUGGUGGUUGAAUUGAAUGUAAGAUUUGGUUAUAUUUUCAUUUGUUUUCCUCAUUGAUUUUUGUAGGCUUUUAUAAUGGCCUUGAAUGAAUGGUGUGGAUUUGAAAAUCUGUAUCUAAGUUGAUUAUUUUUAUCCCACAUAUAUGAUAUCAGUAUUUGGAAA